AUAAGUGAUAAACAAGUGAGUAAACGUGGAAACAUGCGUAUUUAUUUAUAUUUAUUAACGUGUUACGUUUUGUUUGUAAACUCAAAUGAAGCGGCAAAGAUUUUAGGAGUGUUCCCCACUCCUUCCAUCAGUCACCAGGUGGUGUUCAGACCUCUCAUGUUAGAGCUCGCUAAGAGAGGACACGAUGUCACCGUCAUCACAACAGAUCCUAUCUUUCCAAAAGGUGGAACGCCAAGCAACUUCACAGAAAUAGACCUUCACGAAAAGUCAUAUAGAAUAUGGAGAGAAACAUUUUUAAAAUUAUCAAGCGGCAGCAAAGAUGACUUGGUUGCCCAAACAGAAAGUUUGAAAAUGAUACAAGAAAUAUUUGAGGUACAAAUAAAUGAUGAACAGGUCCAACGUUUGCUUCGUGAGAACAAGCACUUUGAUUUGUUGAUACUAGAAGCUUGUUCUAGACCCGCGCUCAUAUAUUCACAUAUUUACAAAGCCCCUGUAAUUUUGAUGAGUUCUUUUGGGGCAAUAUUUGACAACUUUGCAGUAAUUGGUGCUCCUUCACACCCUCUGCUUUACCCCGACGUUUUACGUCAGAAGUUGUACAAUCUCACCAUGUGGGAGAAAAUUACGGAGUUGCGUACGAAUUAUAAAAUUAGCAGUAUCUACGCACAAAAUGUGGUUCAAGAGGAUAAGUUAUUGAGAUCACUUUUUGGACCAGAUACACCAUCGUUGACGGAUCUCGCUAAUAAUGUUGACAUGCUGUUUUUGAAUGUGUAUCCAGUAUUUGAUGGCAUCCGACCUGUGCCGCCUACUGUUGUCUACACGGGUGGACUGCACCAAAAACCCGAAAAGGAAUUGCCUGAUGACCUCAAGACAUAUCUAGAUUCUUCCAAAAAUGGCGUGAUUUACAUCAGUUUCGGUACCAACGUGGAUCCUACUUUGUUACCUCCUGCGAGAGUCCAAGUUUUAGUGAAAGCAUUCUCUCAGUUACCUUACGAUGUGUUAUGGAAGUGGAACGGAGACGAGCUGCCUGGACGUACUGCGAACAUCAGAAUCUCAAAGUGGUUGCCGCAGUCAGAUUUAUUGAAACAUCCAAAAAUCAAGGUAUUUGUGACACAAGGAGGGCUUCAAUCAACUGACGAAGCGAUAACUGCUGGUGUCCCAUUGAUUGGAGUUCCAAUGUUGGGAGAUCAGUGGUAUAAUGUUGAAAAAUAUGUAUAUCACAAGAUCGGUGUGGGAUUAGACUUGGAACAUCUAACAGUUGAAAAAUUUAAAAACACUAUCAUCGAAGUAAUUUCAAACGACAGCUAUCGACGGAAUAUUAUCAAACUGCGUGGUCUGAUGCGUGACGAGGUGCAGACUCCGCUGGAGCGCGCCGUGUGGUGGACGGAGUACGUGCUGCGUCACGGCGGCGCAAAGCACCUGCGCUCGCCCGCCGCCAUCAUCUCGUGGGCGGAGUACCUAGAACUGGAACUGGUGCUCACAAUAAUGGCAGGACUACUCCUGAGUUUAGUUAUAUUUAUCGCAAUAGUUAUUUCAUUAUACAAGUACGUCUUAAGACACUACGUAGCUGCUGUCAAAAUUAAAAGUACUUGAUAUCGCGUACAUAAAAAACUGAGUCAUAUUUUGUUAAGUUUAGUGUACAUAAUACUUUAUAAGUAAUAUUUUUUACGUAAUAAAAUUAUAAACUGGUAUA
Messenger RNA from Trichoplusia ni (cabbage looper), 1690 nucleotides. RefSeq names its product UDP-glucuronosyltransferase 2B31-like. Gene Ontology annotation, molecular function: UDP-glycosyltransferase activity. The transcript is spliced from 4 exons. The coding region runs from base 34 to 1590 and encodes 518 amino acids. The record is from RefSeq and is a predicted model, not a curated record. Lineage: Eukaryota; Metazoa; Arthropoda; Insecta; Lepidoptera; Noctuidae.